AUGACGACACGCUGUCUUGAUGGACUCCCUCCGUCCUCCUUUGAUGGUUGUUUGCUGCUGCAGGCGCUGAGUGAGUUGCUGCGGCUUGUGCUGCAGCGCAGCAGCAGUCUUCCUUCGCUAGCGAUAAGCUCUCAGCUUGAGGUGUACAGACACUGCAACACGGGCACUGCAGCAGCAGCAGAAGACUGGCAGGAUAAUACGUGGCUGUUUGUGCUGCGGGAUCCUCUUAUAGGAAUUGUGCCGCCCAGCAGCAGCAGCAGCAGCAGCAGCAGCGGUGCAGCAGCAGCAAAUCAGAGAAACAAAAGCAGUCUAGCACAGACAGAGUCGCUGCUCCUUGAACUCAGGAAGCAGCAGCUGCAGCACGAAGAAGGAAGGCAUCAGUUGCUGCUGCAAGAAGCAGAAGAAAACCCCAGCGAGUUAUUAGGCAUUGAGGCAGACUUCCUCUUGGACGUCCCCGGCAGCAGCAGCAGCAGCAGCAGCAGCAGGAGCAGCAAACUUCUUCGUACGCAUCCUGCAGCAGCCGAGCUGGGAGUUGCUGCAGGUGAGCGGCACUACUUACAGCAGCAGCAGCAGCAGCAACAACAGCAGCAGCAAAUAUCUCUAGACGGUGUAGAGGUGUUCAGGCACAGAGGCUUCGUUAGGGCGUGGCUUCAAGACAAAGCAGUGCUAGCUGAUGUUGUGCAGCAGCAGCAGCAGCACUGCAGCAGACUUGAGGAAAGAAAACGAAAGAUAGGGGUAGACUAA
Eimeria acervulina is the source of this 744-nucleotide messenger RNA. RefSeq lists its product as hypothetical. The record is from RefSeq and is a predicted model, not a curated record. Lineage: Eukaryota; Apicomplexa; Conoidasida; Eucoccidiorida; Eimeriidae. The transcript has 3 exons. The coding region runs from base 1 to 744 and encodes 247 amino acids.